AGCCUCCCCAGCGCUACAAAUACCGACGAUCUCCUCCACCUUCUGACCAUCGCCAGCCUUUGUCCACUCCACGUUCUCACUUGAGCCAGUUCCGCCAUUCAAGUGAAGGUUCACCCUGCUGCUCCCUGCUGGGUGGUCACUGCCAGUGGGGGCCCAGCUGCAAUACCAUCAUCUCUAGCAAUCCUUCUCAAGCCAUGCUGUCCCCACACUAGGUAGAUCUCAUGCCCAUAGCCUCUGGGAAAUAUCUUGAGGGUUUGCCCUGGAUUUGCCUAUGGCCUGGAUCUAGACAGAAUAAGCAUGCCCACCAGGUAUCGCACGCCCACCAGGUAUGGCAGUGACCUACCCUGGCAUUCUCAACACUGCUUGGAGCUUCUGUCUCACCUACUCCCACCCACUGCCUUAGGCCAGGGUCCCUCCAUGGUUUAUGAGUGAACCCACGGACACAUGGCAGCCAUUCCUGGUCUGUGGUCCAGCCAGGCAGAGAGGCAGGAGGUCCCCAGCAAAAGCUGGGGUAGGAAGUUUGGCACCUGCCAGAGUGCUGCUACCUCAUUUUCUCCACAACUACUUCCAACUAAUCCCACAAUUCUUUCCCACCCUCUGCCUAGACCACCACUGUUCCCCCCAGAGUGCCAUAGAACCCUCUAGAGAUUUCCCUGGGUCCACUGUCCCCAAAAGCCUAUGUCCUCAGACCCUUCCUUAUGGUUAGUCUCUUGAUUACUAUGACUGACUUAUGAAAUUUUAAAUUUUUUAAUUUUAUUUUGAGACAGUCUUACUCUGUAGCCCUAACUGACUUGGAACUCACUAUGUAGAUCAGGUUGGCCUCGAACUCACAGAAAUCUGCCCUUCUGCCUCCCAAGAGCAGGGAUUGAAGGUGUGUGCCAUCACACUCGGCCCUAUAUACUUUUUUAAAAUACAUAUGGAUGGUUGUUUUGCCUGCAUGUAUGUCUUCACCACAAGUGUGCCUAAAACUGGAGGGAGCAAGAAGAAGGGUCAGAGCUGGAACUGGAGUCACAGGCGGCUGUGAGCUGCCAGGGAUCAAUCCCAGGCCCUCUGGAAGAGCAGCCAGUGCUCUUUACAGCGGAACCAUCUUUUCAGCGCCACAACUGGCUUUUGUUCUGUUCUAUUUUUCCAGACAGGGUUUCUCUGUGUAGCUCUGGCUGUUCUGGAACUCGCUCUGUAGACCAGGCUGGGCUCAAACUCAGGCUUGCCUCUGCCUUCCGAGGGCUGUGAUCAAAGGUGUGCGUUACCACAGCCCGGCUCCUAACUGGCUUCUUAUUCUCUGGUUGAAAUAUUACUUCCUUCAAAGAGUUUUCCUGAGAAGCUUGCUCUCCCUGGUGGUUUCUCAGCAGAUUUCUUGUAUGAGCACCAGGAGGGGAGAAACCCGUGUCUGCCCUCUUCCCUGAAUGAGUGAACUGGAGUGGAUACACGGCUGAGGGACUGUGACUGUGAGCAGGUGUGAGGCUCUCUCCAGGCAGCAUUUCUCACCCACUCUUCCACCACAGCGCCUCCCUCCACCUCCCCCCAGUGCCUGGCUGCCAUGUCUGGCCCCAGAAACUGGGAGGCUCCAUCUCACCUCCCUCCAUUCACACCCCAGUCAUCUCAGCCACCUACCCACGCAGCACCUCCUCCCAGCCACGCCCUUUGCCACCCCUCCCUGGGUGGCUCUGGUGACUUAGCCAGCUCCCUCGCCACCCCAGACUCAGUUCCAUGCCAUGGGGAGUCUGAAACCAUGGGCCAGAUACCUGCUCCUGGUUGUGGCCCACCUGCUGGCCCUGAGCCUUGGGGCUGUGGUGCUUCAGGCCUUGGAGGGCCCCCCAGCACUCCAGCUCCAGGCCCAGCUCCAGGCUGAGCUGUCUACCUUCCAGGCAGAGCACAGGGCCUGCUUGCCACCUGAGGCACUGGCGGAGCUGCUAGGUGCCGUCCUGAGAGCACAGGCCCACGGAGUCUCCAGCCUGGGCAACGACUCAGAGGCAAGCAACUGGGAUCUGCCCUCAGCUCUGCUGUUCACUGCCAGCAUCCUCACCACCACCGGUUAUGGCCACAUGGCCCCACUGUCCGCGGGUGGAAAGGCCUUCUGCGUGGUCUAUGCAGCCCUCGGGCUACCAGCCUCUCUAGCACUUGUGGCUGCCCUGCGCCACUGCCUGCUGCCUGUGCUCAAUCGCCCGGGUGCCUGGGUAGCUGUUCGCUGGCGGUUGGCGCCAGCCCAGGCCGCCCUGCUCCAGGCAGCAGGACUGGGCCUCCUGGUGGUCUGUGUGUUUGUGCUUCUGCCAGCGCUGGUGCUGUGGGCUAUCCAGGGUGACUGCGGCCUGUUGGAAGCCGUCUACUUCUGUUUCGGCUCACUCAGCACUAUCGGCCUAGGGGACUUGCUGCCUGGCCGUGGACGUGGCCUGCAUCCAGCCCUUUACCAUCUCGGACAGUUUGCCCUUCUUGGUUAUUUGCUCCUGGGGCUCCUGGCCAUGCUGUUAGCGGUAGAGACCUUCUCAGAGCUGCCACAGGUCCGUGCCAUGGUAACAUUCUUUGGGCCCACUGGCCCUAGAACAGAUGAAGACCAAGAUGGCAUCCUAGGCCAGGAUGAGCUCGCUCUGAGCACCACGCCUCCUGACCCCCCAGCAUUGGAGCAAACCAUUCCAGCAUCAGAACAGACCCCGGCUUGCUAACACAAAUCGGGGGACAGGGCUCCAGCUCCUUACGGUGGAGGACCUUGAGCAGGAGUCCCUGAGGGGUGCUCGGGGAGCACAGCAGGAAGGGGUUGUGGGUACCAGGAUGUCAGGGGAUAAUGUUAAUUUAAAUAAUUAAAUGGGCUGCUUAACACCCAC
Molecule: messenger RNA, 2816 nt
Organism: Peromyscus californicus insignis
Lineage: Eukaryota; Metazoa; Chordata; Mammalia; Rodentia; Cricetidae
Gene: Kcnk7
Product: potassium two pore domain channel subfamily K member 7
Exons: 3
Coding region: 1713-2657 (314 amino acids)
Biological process (GO): stabilization of membrane potential; potassium ion transmembrane transport
Cellular component (GO): membrane
Molecular function (GO): potassium ion leak channel activity
Source: RefSeq, a predicted model, not a curated record